AUGGUGAACAAUAAGCCUCGUAAGGUACCGCAGUAUGUGGCUGCACUGGCUGCGUCCGGCGGUGCCUUGGCGGCGGGAACAUUUCUUGGCUGGAGUUCACCGGCGGAAAUUCCUUUGGUGCAGAAUCAGGAGUAUGGAUUUCCCAUAAGCGUGGAGGAAUUCUCCUGGAUCGGGUCAAUGGCCAAUCUGGGAGCAUCGCUGAUGUGCUUCCCGAUCGGAAUUCUGAUGAAAUCGAUCGGUCGUAGGUGGGCCAUGCUGCUGUUGGUGCUACCGCUGCUGCUUGGCUGGCUGUUGAUCAUCUUUGCAAGCAAUGUGGCGAUGCUGAUGAUAGGACGUUUUUUGCUCGGUCUCGGAGGUGGCGCAUUCUGUAUUUCGGGUCCAACUUAUACGGCUGAAAUAUCCGAAGUGUCGAUUCGAGGUGCACUUGGAAUGUUCUUCCAGUUGUUCAUCACAGUUGGUAUCCUAUUCGGAUACGUGGUCGGUGCCACAGUGACCGUUCAGCAGCUGAGUAUCAUCUGCUCUGUGAUUCCGAUUCUAUUCGGACUUGUUUUCUUCUUCAUGCCGGAGAGUCCUCAAUUCUUUAUUGAGAAAAAUCGCAUUGAUGAUGCUUCCAAGUCCCUCAAGUGGCUACGUGGGAACCACUACGAUGAACGGGCCGAGAUCGAAGAGCUACAAGCAGAGGACGCCAAACUACGAGCGGAAAAGAUCACAUUUUUUCAGUGUUUCCAGCAGCGGGCCACUAUUCGCGCAUUGGUCGUCUCCCUGGGUUUGGUGUUUUUCCAUCAGAUGUCCGGCGUCAAUGCUGUCAUUUUCUACACAACAACCAUCUUUGAGGAUGCCAACACUGGUCUGGAAUCCACCGCAGCGACCAUUAUUGUUGGAGUGAUCCAAGUGGUUGCCACUCUUCUGGCCACGGUCAUCGUCGAUAAAGUCGGCCGUCGUAUUUUGCUGCUGAUCUCCGACUUCUUCAUGGCCGUCUCCACGAUACUCCUUGCCGUAUACUUCCAGCUGAAGGAAGCCGAUCCCAGUCAGGUGGAGAGCCUGGGCUGGCUUCCAGUGUUCGCAUUGUGCCUUUUUAUUGCCACAUUUUCCAUCGGCUUUGGUCCAAUCCCGUGGCUAAUGAUCGGAGAGCUGUUUGCCAACAACGUAAAGGCUUACGUUGGACCGCUCGGUGGCGCGUUCAGCUGGCUGUUUGCUUUCCUUGUAACAAAGGUUUUCCCCAAUCUUCGCGAUGCUCUUGGGAUCGCCGGAGCUUUUUGGCUGUUCUCGGGUAUUUCGCUGGUUGGAACAGUCUUUGUAUUCUUCAUAGUGCCUGAAACGAAGAACAUUUCGCUGGUCGAAGUUCAGCGGAUGUUAUCAGAUGGAAAGGUUCAACCAAUUCGCGACUAUAACAAGGCAGGUUCGGAGGAAAACAGGAAAACAGAAUCCCGUUGAAUUGGCGAUUGUUAUUAUUGCAAACUAAAUACAACAAAAAAAAAUCUAGGGCUGAUAUUUCCGUUCAUCGUCGUAGAAGCUAAAACCAACGAAAGCAACGUUCAUUUGCUAGAACUCCACUAUAGCAGAACGUUUCUCCUGAGCUUGCGAUUUGGUACGGAUGAGGUUGGAAAAAAGUGUAUCUUUUACUGGUUCUCGAGACUAUGCCGAGAAGAUGAAA
This is a messenger RNA of Armigeres subalbatus, 1654 nucleotides long. Its product is annotated as facilitated trehalose transporter Tret1-2 homolog. Lineage: Eukaryota; Metazoa; Arthropoda; Insecta; Diptera; Culicidae. The transcript has 2 exons. Gene Ontology annotation, molecular function: sugar transmembrane transporter activity. The record is from RefSeq and is a predicted model, not a curated record. Gene Ontology annotation, cellular component: membrane. Gene Ontology annotation, biological process: carbohydrate transport; transmembrane transport. Bases 1 to 1434 code for a protein of 477 amino acids.